Molecule: messenger RNA, 1102 nt
Organism: Protobothrops mucrosquamatus (brown spotted pit viper)
Lineage: Eukaryota; Metazoa; Chordata; Lepidosauria; Squamata; Viperidae
Gene: DUSP14
Product: dual specificity phosphatase 14
Exons: 1
Coding region: 70-666 (198 amino acids)
Biological process (GO): protein dephosphorylation
Cellular component (GO): cytoplasm
Molecular function (GO): MAP kinase tyrosine/serine/threonine phosphatase activity
Source: RefSeq, a predicted model, not a curated record
AAGACAAAAAAAGAAGGAUCCCAGAGAAUCCAUCUAGCAUGAAAAUCUGAGCAGCCGGGCAUCAUUUCCAUGACAGCACGAAGACACUACACGCUCCCACGAACUCUCUUAACACCUCGCUUUUACUCCGAAGGGACGAUGGCUGGCAUUGCCCAAAUCACCCCCUUCCUGUACCUCAGCAAAGGCAGCGUUGCCUCCAACCGCCAGCUGCUCUUGUCCCGCGGGAUCACCUGCAUUAUCAACGCCACCGUCGAACUCCCGAACCCCAACUUCCCCGACUUUGAGUACGUCCGGGUGCCCGUGGCCGAUAUACCCAGCGCCCCCAUUUCUCUUUACUUUGACGGCGUGGCAGACAAGAUCCAAAGCGUGGCUCGGAAGAACGGCGUCACUUUGGUCCACUGUGCGGCCGGGGUGAGCCGGUCGGCCACGCUGUGCAUCGCUUACCUGAUGAAGUACCAAAACGUCACCCUGUACGAGGCCUAUAACUGGGUCAAAUCCAGGCGCCCAGUGAUACGUCCGAACGUGGGUUUCUGGAAGCAGCUGAUAGACUACGAAUGGGAGCUGUAUGGGCGGAACAGUGUGAAAAUGGUACAAACUCCUUAUGGGAUGAUGCCAGAUGUUUACGUAAGGGGAGAAAGGGUCUUUGUGCCUUACUGGGGGAUCUGAAGAGAGGAAGCUGGAGAAGAUGGUGGUGAGGCUCCCUAAACUGGCCAGGUCGGAGGGACCUACCACCCCUGUUUGGAGAGCAUCCCAUCUCAUGGCUCCAGCUUCUUUUGGGUCAGCUGAACCUCAGAAGCAUCUUCAAAGCACUAAACCAGCAACCUCUUAAUCAAGGGGGCCUUAAUCCUACAUCCUGCAGAAUCACUUUUGUAAGGAAAAUUGCCUUUCGCAUCUCUAAAGUGGACUCUGCAAGUUCAUUUCAAGGAGAAGAAUUCACGGUGUCAAAUCACUUAAAAUGGGGAAGGAACAAUCCACCUGGUAGCUAUUGGGAUUAUUAAGGAUGACGAUGAUGAUGAUUAGUUUUCUCACUUGUAAUAAAUGCUUUCUUGGCAAACCAUCUCAGAAGGAGGGACCAUAACUCUGUACCAUGUGGGAUUAAAAU